Photinus pyralis (common eastern firefly) is the source of this 2407-nucleotide messenger RNA. RefSeq names its product serine/threonine-protein kinase OSR1 (gene fray). Gene Ontology annotation, biological process: protein phosphorylation. NCBI's taxonomy places the organism in Eukaryota, Metazoa, Arthropoda, Insecta, Coleoptera, Lampyridae. Gene Ontology annotation, molecular function: ATP binding; protein serine/threonine kinase activity. The transcript is spliced from 11 exons. The record is from RefSeq and is a predicted model, not a curated record. The coding region runs from base 80 to 1834 and encodes 584 amino acids.
GCACAGAUGCACUUUGAAAGUAAAUCGUCAAUUUAAGACACCUCUUGAAAUACUAUAUCGGCGUUACCUAUAUAACUAAAUGACAAUGGCGAAGCUAAAAGAAUUUAUGGAAAAGACGCACUGCAAUGGAAAUGAACUUUUUGAUCGCCGUCGCAAAACUGGAGUUUAUAAAAUGGAACAAAAUCCUCACAUAGUCUUUGAUAACAACAGAUUUUUAAGUACAAUCGUUACAGGAAAAAGAAAAAUUUCCAAUGAAAUUGUGCCGCCAGGAUCGCACGGCAUCUACCGUCAGAAGUCGUUAAACUCCUGUGAUAAGGCAAUAUCUUUCAGUGGCUGUGCGAGGGCAGCACGUCAGUCGAUCGGUAAUAUCGGCAGUAUUCUAUCGAGGAAAAUGGCAGGCUCUACGUCCCAACCGAAUCUCCCCUGGCCAAAUUCCAAAGACGAUUAUGAAUUACGACAAGUAAUUGGUGUCGGAGCGACUGCUGUAGUUCACGCGGCAUUCUGUAAGCCACGCAACGAAAAAUGCGCCAUAAAGAGAAUAAAUUUGGAAAAAUGGAACACAUCAAUGGACGAACUGCUGAAAGAGAUUCAGGCGAUGUCAAGCUGUAAUCAUGAGAAUGUCGUCACAUAUUACACCAGUUUUGUGGUUAGAGAGGAACUUUGGCUUGUGUUGCGUCUUCUUGAGGGUGGAAGUUUAUUGGAUAUUAUUAAACAUAAAAUGAAAGUUAGCAACUGUAAACACGGUGUCUUUGAUGAAGCGACUAUUGCUACUGUGUUGAGGGAAGUUCUUAAGGGCUUGGAAUAUUUUCAUAGUAAUGGACAAAUUCAUAGGGAUAUUAAGGCUGGAAAUAUUCUGCUAGGUGAAGAUGGAACCGUGCAAAUUGCUGAUUUCGGUGUAUCGGCAUGGCUUGCGACGGGGCGAGACUUAUCCAGACAAAAAGUAAGACACACAUUCGUAGGUACGCCCUGUUGGAUGGCUCCCGAAGUAAUGGAACAGGAUCACGGAUACGAUUUCAAGGCAGAUAUUUGGUCGUUCGGUAUAACGGCAAUCGAAAUGGCAUCGGGAACCGCCCCGUAUCACAAGUAUCCGCCAAUGAAAGUACUUAUGCUAACGCUUCAGAACGAUCCGCCUAAUUUAGAUACCGGAGCCGAAGAAAAGGACCAAUAUAAAGCGUACGGGAAAACCUUUAGAAAAAUGAUAGUGGAUUGUCUACAGAAGGAGCCUUCGAAACGCCCAAGUGCCUCUGAGUUAUUAAAACACCCCUUCUUUAAAAAAGCGAAAGAUAAAAAAUAUCUACAGCAAACUUUAGUCGCUAUCGGACCAAGUUUAGAAACUCGAAUACAAAAGGCAUCGAAGCGACAGCCCGGAGCAUCCGGUCGACUGCAUAGGAAGGAAACCGGUGAGUGGGUGUGGUCUAGUGAGGAUGAGGGUGAGGAUGGCGGUUCAAGUGAUAGUGAUACAGACUCGAGGCCCAUGAAUACUUUAGCUUCAAUGGGUUCUUCUGGGUCUGAUCACGAGGAGAGUAGUGAAGGGGAUCCUUCACCCGUUAAUUUAGUACUCAGAAUGAGAAAUGCGAAAAGAGAACUCAACGAUAUUCGUUUUGAGUAUGCAGUAGGUAAAGAUUCGGCUGAAGGGAUUGCGACCGAACUUGUGGGUGCAGGCCUAGUGGACAGUCGUGACACUUCAGUGAUAACUAAUAACUUGCAAAAACUCAUUGAUUCUAAAGAAACGCUUAAAGUAGUUACUUUUCCAUUGAGUUCUGGAUACAGUAGUAAUGAAACUCCAGAUGAUAAAGCUCUUAUAGGAUUUGCCCAAAUAUCUAUAACAGACUGAGAUCUACUUUUUAAUGCCAGCAUAGCAUAUUCUGCCUUUUGGAAUCUAUUGAUCAACGAUGUAUAUAUUGUAGAUAUAAAAGUUAAUAUAAUUCAUUUUGAUUAUCAUGUUUCGACAUACACAUUUUAGUACUCUUCAUAUUCAUUUGAUCAGUAGAUUUCAUAUCAAGCACUGUGUACUUAAGUCACUCAUGUAGCAUAUAAAAGUUGUUUAUAUAUUUAUGAUUGUUGUAUAUUGUUUUUUAGCCUGAAUUUUAUGUCAAAAACUUAAUAUUGUUAAAGCUAUGUUACCUACUAGAUUUACUUAAUCAUAUAACAUACUUGCUUCUAAGUCAAAAUAGGCCCAAAGUGAAUUUCUUCCUAUCGCUUACAUCAAUUACGGAAGAUGGUUUCCUUACAGCAUGUUAAUGCAAGUUAUAAUUCAUUUUUUUAAGUGCAAGAGUGUAAUUCAGUUGCCAAUGGCUGAUUGUGCCAAGUGAUGUAGUUAUUGUUUUGAAUGCUAUUGUGGGAUUGGUAGAGAUUGUAAAUACUAUUUAUUUAUUCUAAUAGUCUCAAUAUAGAAUUGACUUUUCUA